AUGCUCGCAUGCGCCGCUUCGGUAGCACUGCCUGGAUGGACGAUUGGUUCGCCUGCUGUCGCACAGGAGUCAGGUACGAUCGACGAGUCGCCUGGUGUCGCAGAGGAGUCAGGUACGAUCGACGAGUCGCCUGGUGUCGCACAGAGAAGUCAGACCAAGCCUAUUCCUUCCUUACCCCUCAUGUCAUGGCUGCUUUACGGCCUGGAUUCCCGCUUUGUCUCCCCCACGCCUGCUGCUGCGCUGGGGGGCGGAGGCGGGGCAACAGCAGGGGCAACGGGAGGGUAUGCGAGUGUGGUGGACGUGUUUGUGCUGCCUGUGGGCAAUGCUGACAAGGCAAGCAUUGAAGAAAUUGGUGACUUGGAGGAUGUGAUCGGGAUUUUCGGCCCGCCAGAUCAGCCAACCCGUGUGGUCGAUGCUUCUGUUCAGGAACGGCCAGCUGGCACAACGGAUCUCCUCUUCCCAGGCCACAGUGGAAAUGUUGUGAUUCGUGCUCUCUGCCCUGCUGUUUUCUCAUCCUCCAGCGUGGUGUGGGAGCUCUAG
Messenger RNA from Closterium sp. Naga37s-1, 540 nucleotides. The record is from the annotation of a GenBank genome assembly. NCBI's taxonomy places the organism in Eukaryota, Viridiplantae, Streptophyta, Zygnematophyceae, Desmidiales, Closteriaceae.